AUGGGUAUUAUUUUCGGCAAGAAAAAACCUCCUAGUAGGAUAACGCAGCAGGAUAAAGCCAUAUUGCAAUUAAAGCAACAAAGGGAUAAAAUGAAGCAGUACCAGAAGCGUAUCGAGCAGACUUUGGAGAAAGAUAAGCAAUUGGCUAAAGAUCUGCUCGGAAAAGGUCAAAGAGAGCGCGCAAAGUUGCUGUUGAGGAAAAAACGUUUCCAAGAGCAGUUGCUGAAGAAAACUGACGGCCAGUUGGAGAAUUUGGAGCGCAUGACACACGAUAUAGAAUUUGCACAAGUGGAGUUGCAAGUUAUCGAAGGUCUUAAACAAGGUAACGAAGCUUUGAAAAAGGUGAACGACGCGUUGAAUGUCGAGGAUAUCGAGAGGAUUAUGGAGGAAACCAGAGAGGGAGUGGAAAAACAGGAGGAAAUUAACGCCAUUUUGAGCGGCAAUUUGACGCAAGAGGAUGAAGACGCCGUCGAAGAUGAACUGGCUGAAAUUUUGAAACAAGAAAUGCCUGAAAUACCUACAGAAAAACCUGAUGUUAUUGAAGAAGGUGAAGACGUUGAAAUGGUUGAAGAAGAGUCUCCCAAAAAAGGAAAAACCAAAGAAAAAAAGAAAGAGGCUGUUCCUUUGGAGGCCUAG
Brassicogethes aeneus is the source of this 636-nucleotide messenger RNA. NCBI's taxonomy places the organism in Eukaryota, Metazoa, Arthropoda, Insecta, Coleoptera, Nitidulidae. The record is from the annotation of a GenBank genome assembly.